Messenger RNA from Nerophis lumbriciformis (worm pipefish), 3048 nucleotides. Lineage: Eukaryota; Metazoa; Chordata; Actinopteri; Syngnathiformes; Syngnathidae. The record is from RefSeq and is a predicted model, not a curated record.
AUGGCUGUGGACAACGAAUUAGACGUUAAAGAGGCGUUUCAGUGCGCCCAGAAGAGCCACCACAACAGGGCAAAGCUGGUGGCGAGCCUCAAGAGCAGCUACAACCAGCUGGAGGACAAAGAGUUCUUCCACGAGGAGUUUGUCAGCUAUUUGAAACAUGCAAUGAUUAUCUACAAGCGUGAGCCCGCUGUGGAAAAUGUCAUUGAAUUUGUGGUGAGAUUCGCCACAAGCUUCCAGUCUCUACCGAAAGCUGAUAAUGAAGAUGAAGAGGAGGAGGAAGAAAAAGAGGAAGAGGACGAUCAUCCGUUUUUAAGUUUCCUUUUCAACUUCUUGCUGGAGUCUCAUAAUGCGUGCAGCCAUGCAGUGCGCUUCCGGGUGUGCCAGCUCAUCAACAGGCUGCUUGGCAGCAUGGCGGAGGAUGCACAAAUCGAUGACGAACUCUUCGAUCGCAUCCAUCAAGCCAUGCUGGUCCGUGUCACUGACAAGUUUCCCAAUGUGCGCAUCCAGGCCGCCUUGGCCAUGACCCGACUGCAGCAGCCAAAUGAUCCUGAUUGUCCCACCAUAAAUGCCUUCAUGCUUAUUCUGGAAAAUGACACCAAUGCUGAGGUGCGCCGAGCUGUCCUAUCCUGCGUCGCCAUGUCUCCUUGCACCCUUCCAAAGGUCCUCAAACGCACCCGAGAUGUGAAAGAAAAUGUCCGCAAACUAGCUUACCAGGUUCUGGCUGACAAGGUUCAUGUUAAAGCUCUGUCCAUAGCACAGAGAGUGAGUCUACUUGAACAGGGACUGAAUGACAUAUCAGAAGGAGUAAGGGAGAUGGUGUGUUCACGUCUACUUCCUGCUUGGCUUCUUCGGCUGGAUGGAAAUAUCAUGGAGCUUCUCCACAGACUUGAUGUGGAGAACUGUGCCCAAACAGCAUUGGACAUGCUAAACACCAUUUUCAAAGGCAUGGACACUGAUGAGCUGCUGCAGAACCAAUUGCCGUUGGACAGCAGGAAGCUGAUCCCAGUUCAGUCACUGACAUGUGAGAAUGUGAUUUACUGGAGAGCUCAAUGCAAGUUCUUCAAGGAAAAAGGGGACGAUAGUGAUGAAAUGUUGGAGCAGGUCUUGCCAGAUGCGGCCACUUUUGCAGACUACCUCUACGAGUAUGUGGGAGCAGUGCAAUUGCUGUCAGAGGAGCAGAAAGCAGACUUGACCCAGAUGGAGUUGGUCAUGACCAAGGAUUUUAUCUCUCAGCAUCUCAUUCAUCUCAUUGGUUGCCUGGACACCAAUGAAGAAGGUGGCAGGAAACGUGUUCUGGCUGUGCUGCAAGAGAUGUUGACUCUGCCACAGACACCCUCCUCAUUGGUCUUUUUGCUCACUGAGAAGCUCCUCACACUCAUGCCUAACGACCAACGACGCAUUCAAACCGUGGCAGAAAUAAUCUCAGAUGUGCGGGCGCCAAUCUCGGAAGCAAGUCAACCGGUGGACGAGAAUGUCAGCCGUCGCCAACAGGUUCAGCUGGCAGAGGUGAAGGUGCGCAUCUUGGAAGCUAAACAAGCCCUGGAAGAGUGCAUCGCUGCUCAAGACUUUGGCCGUGCUGCUGAGUUGAAGGACUCCAUCACAGAGCAGGAGAACCAGCGCAACAAGAUCCUCCAGGAGAUUGCAGCAAGUAACCAGCAGGCUGACAUUGAGAUCCGCGUCGAGAAGAAUGAUCCCGAGACUCUGCUGAGGUGUCUGGCAAUGUGUGUCGAGCUGCUUAAGCAGUUGAACAUCAAGAAUAAAAUCAGCCCGACAAUAAGCGCCUUGAUGACCUCUCUGAUCCUGCCCAGCAUCGCAAAUGCUCAUCCCACUGUCCGCAGUAUGGCUGUGGUGUGUUUGGGUACUUGCGCUCUGCACAGCAAGGAGGUUGCCAACACCCACAUGGUCCUUCUGCUACAGAUCGCUCAACUCGACGAGGUCAAGAUUCGCAUCAGUGCUCUCCGAGCAGUCAUCGACCUGCUGCUGCUGUUUGGCUUCCAGCUGGUCUCUGAAACUGGCAGUGACCAGAAGCCUCAGCUGCCGGGAUCACCAGACCAGGAGGAAGAGGAGGAAGCGGAGACACAGAUGGCGCAGGCUGAAAUGAGGGGGGAGGACACAGCGCAGAGCAUUUUGGUGAUGCUUUCAGAGCUCUUGGACAGUGAGGUGUCCGAACUGCGCACAGAGACAGCUGAGGGUCUGGCCAAACUAAUGUACAUGGGUCGUAUGUCCAGUGCCAAGAUUCUAUCACGUCUGAUUCUGCUGUGGUACAACCCGAUCACUGAGGACGACAUCCGUCUGCGACACUGCCUGGGCGUCUUUUUCCAGCUAUAUGCCCGUGACAAAAGGGCCCACCAAGAAGUCAUCGAGGAGAGCUUCCUCCCAACUGUGCAUACGCUAAUGAAUGCCCCCCCGACAUCUCCCCUGGCCGAGGUCGACGUUAACAAUGUAGUGGAGCUCUUUGUUGAACUGACCCGCCCGAGUGCCCUCAUGAAGCCUUCCGCCAUCACAGAAGAAGCCAGUGUCCAUGACUACCUGGCGGUGCGCAUGUGUGGCGAGAUGCUGAAGGACCCCACUGCCCCCGAGGUUCGUCUCUAUGCCAAAACCUUGAGCUACCUGGAGCUGAGCAGGAAUGAGACUGUCAAAAAAGACAUGCUGUCACUUCUGCAGCAGCUAGUGCAGGUGGUGAAGGACCGCGUCACUCUGCGCGCGCUGGAGAAGAUGAUUUCUCAACUGGCGGAUUCUAAAGAACAGACUGAGCUCCUCAGUGAGUCUACGCUGCAGCCGCUGAAUGCCAAUGCAGACGACACUGUUGCAGAUGAGCCCGCAAAAUCAGCCAAAAGAUGCAGAAGAGGUCAAAGGAAGCCCAGUGCAGCCAAAGGAGGAAGAAAGGCAAGCAAGCGAGCAGAGUCCUCUGAGGAGAGCAGUGAUGGAGAAAAUGUCCCCGACUCCCCUCCUGUGGUGCGUCCCUCUCGUAAAGCCAAGAUUGCAGCUCUGGAGAAGACGAAACUGGAUCUCAAUCCACUCCUCAACCAGGAGGCUAACUUGUCUUAA